AAAGGUGAAAGAAGGUACCUCGAAACAGAAUGACGAAGCCGAUGAUGAUGAAGAGGAUGACGAAGCGGAUAUUGUAAGUGAUCUAUCUUUUGUACUAGAACUUUGUCUUUAAUGUGCAAUUAAGCCGUCAAUAUGUCAAACAGCCUGCAAAUCCCAAUGCAGACGAUAUGGCCAAUGCAAGUAAAGCUAAGAGCACUAGAAGCACAAAGAGUAUCGAUACAUCCGAACCACGCACGCUGAGUAGACGUGAGCGCGAAGAAGCAGAGAAGGCAGAGGCUAGAGCACGAUACUGGAAAUUGCAUCAGGCUGGCAAAACAGAGCAAGCAAGAGCUGAUCUUGCUAGAUUAGCUAUUAUACGAAAGCAGCGUGAAGAAGCUGCUCGACAAAAGGAAAGCGAGCGAUUAGCUAAAGAAGACGCUGCUCGCAAGAAAAAAGAACUGUCCAAGACUCGAUAAAUUAUCAU
This is a messenger RNA of Umbelopsis ramanniana AG, 463 nucleotides long. RefSeq lists its product as uncharacterized. The record is from RefSeq and is a predicted model, not a curated record. The transcript has a single exon. Bases 168 to 455 code for a protein of 95 amino acids. Gene Ontology annotation, cellular component: cytosol. Gene Ontology annotation, molecular function: RNA binding. Lineage: Eukaryota; Fungi; Mucoromycota; Umbelopsidomycetes; Umbelopsidales; Umbelopsidaceae.